Molecule: messenger RNA, 3187 nt
Organism: Closterium sp. NIES-67
Lineage: Eukaryota; Viridiplantae; Streptophyta; Zygnematophyceae; Desmidiales; Closteriaceae
Source: the annotation of a GenBank genome assembly
AGCGCCAGUGCGCCAAUGACAAGAUCCAGCCGACGGAAGCGGAAAAUAAAUGGGCGGGUGCGCCAAUGAACUGAAAAUGCAGCAGAGCGGAGGCGGUGGCAUGGGGAAUAGGGGGAAACCGAGGGGGGGAAUGAUGGGUAUGGGGGACAUCUGACAGAGGCUGCGAUUGGUGCGUCGGAGCUGGAAACCCGAGAAAGAAAAUUCGCUUUUGUCGUCCGGAUUUCGCAAGAGCAAUGGAUGGCCAGGAAGAGAGAGCGAACGGUACACCAUUCGGCGAAUCUUUGGAGAGAAAUGCCUAGUGUCCCGGAAAAAUGGCAGCGACCAAUCAGACUCCAAAGAACAUGGAUCUGAGAACAUGGAAAGGCAUGUCAUCAUUGCUUCCUUUUGCCGAUGUGCACCGAUUCACCGGCAAGGGGGAAGAUGUUUAGGCUGACGUGUCCCUCACUUGAGAUAUAUCAUUUCAUGUUUCGCACAUCUUAUUCCAAAAUCGCAUCAUAGUAAUCCGCUAAGCUAAGAACGCUCAAAUGGCGGACCAUUUGUGUCCGCCAUGGGCGCACGUGUGCCACGUGCUCCAAUCGCUCGAGCAGCGCCGCGCAAACAGCGUCGUCACCGUCGACGACGACAGCGGUGCGACGCUCACCGGGUCGCAAUUGGUCGCUGACGUCGCAUGCCUGGCCAGAGGGCUGGAGAUUCUCUGCGGCGUCGCGCCGGGAGAUCGCGUCUGCAUUGCCGCGCUCAAUAGCUCGGCGUACGUGCAAUGGCUGCUGGCGGUGCCGGCUAUGGGCGCCAUCCUUGCACCUCUCAACCACCGAUGGAGCCUGGGGGAAGCAGCAUCAGCGGUGCAACAGGUGGGGGCGACAGUGCUGGUGGUGGACGCACACAUGCUGCCAUGGUGGGGCAAGCUGCGGCCUCUCUGCCCCUCGCUGCGACUGGGGGUGGUUGUGGGUGUUUGCGAUAGCAGCGUGCACGGCUGGUGUCAAUCUGGGGAACACAGCUCGUGUCCAUCUGAGGAACACGGAUCGUGUCGAUCUAAGGAGCACAACUCGCCGUUGUUGCCCACACUUAUCCCAAUGAAUGCCCUCAUUCAAGCUGGCAGGCUGGCGAUAAGCGAAGCUGGGGGCAUCGUCCAAUGUAGAGGGGUCACCACUCGGCAUGCGACACCCUGGCCUCCUGCUACCUCUACCUGCCCUCCGGCUGCCUCCUCCUCCUUCCUCCACCACCUCCCCCUGCGCUCCUCCCCCCAGCAAAUUGCUCUCCUCUGCUUUACUUCAGGCACCACGGGUACUCCCAAGGCGGCAGCCCUGUCCCAUACGGCGCUCAUCACACAGUCCAUGGCCAAGAUGGCAUGCGCUGGGUACAAGCACGAUGAUACCUUUCUUCACGUGGCUCCUCUAUGCCACAUCGGCGGCAUCUCCUCCCUCCUCGCCAUGCUAAUGGCAUGUGCUCGCAACAUACUCGUGCCUCGCUUUCUCCCCCACCACCUCCCUCGCCUCCUCUCCCUCCACCGCAUCACAGCCCUUAUAGCCGUGCCAGCAAUGCUUACAGACCUAGUGGGCACUUGCAGUGGCAAGCAGCCAGGGGCACCAGCCCCGACCUUCCCUCUCGUGCGCACGCUACUGGUGGGGGGAGGAGCCAUGAGCCAGUCAUUGCAGCGCCAGGUGGAGGCUCUCUUCCCCUGCGCCCAACUCAUGAUCGCAUACGGCAUGACAGAAGCAGCCUCCUCCAUCACCUUUGCCACACUGAGAGACCCAGCAGCUGCAGCGACUUGUGGGUCAUCACCCACACCAACGUCAACAGCAUCACCAGCAUCAUCGCCACCACCACCACCACCACCACCACCACCGCCACCACCACCACCACCACCAGCGGCAUCAUCAUCAUCAUCAUCUCCUUGCUUUGUUGGCUUCCCCGCUCCUCACGUUCAAGUCCGCAUUGCCCCCCUUCCUCCGGAGGACCCUCACCCUCCCCGCUCUCAUGACAACCCUCACUCUCCCCUCCCCCAUCCAGACUUGCACUCCUCCCUUCCUCCCACCGACCAAUCAUCACCUGAUCACAGGAACCCUUCAGCUCACAUGCCUUGUCCUGUAGUGGGGGAGGUGCUAACCCGCGGCCCGCAUGUGAUGGGUGGGUACUGGGGCAGGCCAGAAGAAACCUCCGCUGCCCUCUCCCCAGACGGCUGGCUGCAUACAGGAGACAUGGGCUGGAUCGAUUUUUCUGGGCAGCUUUGGCUGCUGGGCAGGCGGAAGGAAAUGAUAAAGUCGGGGGGGGAGAAUGUUUUUUGCGCUGAGGUGGAAGAGGCAGUGAGGGCACACCCUGCAGUGGCGGCAGCAGCAGCGGCGGGGGUGCCGGAUGAAAGAAUGGGCGAGGCUGUUUCCGUGCUGCUGGUGCUGAAACCGGGAUGGGAGUGGGCGGGAGAUGGGGCUAGCUGUGAUGGCGGUGAUGGUAACGAUGGCAGUGCGACAAGGGCUAAGCGCGUGUCGUUGACUGACUUGCAUGCUGCCUGCCAGCAGCAUGGUCUUUCCAGGUACAAGCUGCCUAGAGUGGCAGUGGCCCUGCCUCAAGGGCAAUCAUUACCAGUGACAGCUCUAGGCAAGGUGAAGCGGGCAGCUGUUAGAGACGCCAUUGUCACAGCCAUGCAGUGCGGCGGGCAGAGUGCAAGAGCCAGGCUGUGAUCACGUGCAUGGUUGAGUAACUUGGCGACAAGGGCAAUCAUUGCCGGUCACAGCUCUUGGCAAGGUGAAGUGAGCAGCGGUUAGAGACGCCACUGUUACAGCCAUGCAGUGCGGCGGGCAGAGAGCACGAGCCAGGCUGUGAUCACUGAUGAUCAUUGUGCACAACGUAUUAGCUUGGCCACAAGGGCAAUGAAUGAUCCCAGUCAGCUCUAGGUGUGGUGAAGCGAGUACCCGUCAGAGGCGCCACGCUGUGCAGGGGGCAGAGAGAGAGAGCACAAGCCAGACCCUGAUCACGCCCACAAGAGCAGUCACUGCCAGUGACAGCUCUACGCAAGGUGAAGCGAGCAGCUGUUAGAGAUGUGAUAGUAAAAAAACCAUGGACAGUACUAGUGGUGAACCACCUAGAAUCAAAGCUAAAUUGUUUUCAAGUGUAGUAGCUUGAUGGUAGCAGUCACUACCAAGUAUGGAUGAAGAAUGAGGAAUGAGGUGCAAGAGAAUCAAUGUGGGGGAAAGUU